Molecule: messenger RNA, 918 nt
Organism: Empidonax traillii (willow flycatcher)
Lineage: Eukaryota; Metazoa; Chordata; Aves; Passeriformes; Tyrannidae
Product: olfactory receptor 14J1-like
Exons: 1
Coding region: 1-918 (305 amino acids)
Biological process (GO): G protein-coupled receptor signaling pathway
Cellular component (GO): membrane
Molecular function (GO): G protein-coupled receptor activity; olfactory receptor activity
Source: RefSeq, a predicted model, not a curated record
AUGUCCAACAGCAGCUCCACCAGUGGAUUCCUCCUCCUGGCAUUUGCAGACACACGGGAGCUGCAGCUCUUGAUCUUCUGGCUCUUCCUGGGCAUCUCCCUGGCUGCCUUCCUGGGCAACGGCCUCAUCAUCACCACCAUAGCCUGUGAUCAGCACCUGCACAGCCCCAUGUACUUCUUCCUGCUGCACCUCUCCCUCACAGACCUGGGCUCCAUCUGCACCACCGUGCCCAAAGCCAUGCACAACUCCCUCUGGGGCACCACAACCAUCUCCUACACAGGAUGUGUUUGCCAGGUCUUUUUGCUCUUCUUCUUCCUUGGAGCAGAGUUUGCUCUUCUCUCUGUCAUGUGCUACGACCGCUACGUUGCCAUCUGCAAACCCCUGCACUACGGGACCCUCCUGGGCAGCAGAGCUUGUGCCCACAUGGCAGCAGCUGCCUGGGCCUCUGGGUUUCUCUAUGCUUUGGUACACACAGUCAAUACAUUUUCCCUGCCCCUGUGCCAGGGCAAUGCCCUCCAGCAGUUCUUUUGUGAGGUUCCUCAGAUUGUCAAGCUCUCCUGUUCACAUUCCUAUUUCAGGGAAAUUGGUCUUCUUGGGGUUACUACUUGUUUAGUAUUUGUUUGUUUUGUUUUCAUGGUUUUCUCCUAUGUGCAGAUCUUCAGGGCUGUGUUGAGGAUCCCCUCUGAGCAGGGAAGGCACAAAGCCUUUUCCACGUGCCUCCCUCACCUGGCUGUGGUCUCUAUCUUUGUCAGCACUGGCACAUUUGCCUACCUGAAGCCCCCUUCCAUCUCCUCCCCAUCCCUGGAUUUCAUGGUAUCAGUUCUGUACUCGGUGGUGCCUCCAGCCCUGAACCCCCUCAUCUACAGCCUGAGGAACAAGGAGUUCAAGGAUGCCCUGGGGAAACUGAUGACUGGAUGA